ACUCUUCCAAAGAAGGAAAAAAGAAAAAAAGAAAAAAAAAAAAGUCCCAACAAACGCUUCUGAAUUUCAAAUCUCUCCCCGAUUCGCGGCUCCGAUAAUCUUCCGGAAUCGCAAUUUCUCCGGUGAAUGGAGGCGAUUAGAAAACAGGCGACGAAGCUCAGAGAACAAGUCGCCAGACAACAGCAGGCUGUCCUUAAACAGUUUGGAGCUGGGGGGUAUGGAGCUUCAGAUAAUAUAGUUACGGAUGAGGCAGAGCUUCAGCAGCAUCAAAAGCUUGAGAAGCUUUACAUCUCAACACGUGCUGCCAAGCAUUUUCAACGGGAUCUCGUGCGCGGUGUAGAAGGAUAUAUUGUCACAGGGUCCAAACAAGUUGAAAUAGGAACUAAGUUGUCUGAGGAUAGCAGGAAAUAUGGUGCUGAAAACACUUGUACUACUGGUAGCACAUUAUCAAAAGCAGCUCUAAGUUAUGGGCGUGCUCGUGCUCAAAUGGAGAAGGAGCAUGGAAAUCUAUUGAAGGCCUUUGGUACACAGGUUGCUGAACCAUUAAGAGCAAUGGUAAUGGGAGCUCCUAUAGAGGAUGCACGACAUCUUGCUCAGCGUUAUGACAGGAUGCGACAGGAAGCUGAAGCUCAGGCUAUUGAAGUUUCCAAACGCCAAGCAAAAGUGAGGGAAACACCGGGCAAUCCUGAGAAUGUUUUGAAAUUGGAAUCUGCAGAAGCAAAACUGCAAGAUCUGAAAUCAAAUAUGGGAAUUUUAGGGAAGGAAGCUGGUGCAGCAAUGGCCGCUGUUGAAGCCCAACAACAAAGAUUGACACUUCAGCGGCUUAUUACUAUGGUUGAAGCUGAACGCACAUACCAUCAGAGAGUCUUGCAGAUACUUGAACAGCUUGAAAGCGAGAUGGUAUCAGAGCGACAACGAAUUGAGGCACCCUCUAGUGCAAGUGUGGACAGCAUGCCUCCACCUCCUCCAUAUGAGGAAGUUAAUGGAGCAUAUGCUUCUCAAAUGCAUAAUGGGUCUACAGACAGCAUGGGAUACUUCUUAGGAGAGGUUAUGCAUCCCUAUCAAGCUGUAUCUGAUGUGGAGCUGACUUUGUCAAUUGGAGACUAUGUUGUUGUCCGAAAGGUGACAAACAAUGGCUGGGCUGAAGGAGAAUGCAAAGGAAAAGCAGGUUGGUUCCCUUAUGGAUAUAUCGAAAGAAGGGAACGUGUACUUGCAAGCAAGGUGGCAGAAGUUUUGUAAAGUUUUCUGCUUGUUGGCUUCUAGGAAGAGUGCUUGGUGUGUAUCCUUGGCUCUAAAUGUAUUCAAAGGCGGAGGGUCUGUUGUCACAGAUAGAAUAUUGCUUCAUCACCUAGUUUUGAUCUCUUAUAAAAUACCACCAUUUCCCCUCUUUGUUGUUGUGGAUAUGUGAAUACAUUUUAUAUCUUAAUUAUUUAUUUUUUGGUGAUAUGAAUCCUCAUUUGUUGACAUCUCUUCAUUGACGAGUAACCGGCCGCAAUGUUUGCUCUUAUGCCUCCACUAUGUUGUAGAUGUUAUUGUUAUAAAAAAAAGGUAUAAAU
Messenger RNA from Rubroshorea leprosula, 1556 nucleotides. The record is from the annotation of a GenBank genome assembly. NCBI's taxonomy places the organism in Eukaryota, Viridiplantae, Streptophyta, Magnoliopsida, Malvales, Dipterocarpaceae.